This is a messenger RNA of Pelobates cultripes (western spadefoot toad), 318 nucleotides long. The record is from the annotation of a GenBank genome assembly. Lineage: Eukaryota; Metazoa; Chordata; Amphibia; Anura; Pelobatidae.
AUGCAGUCCUACACAGCGCCACAAGAAACCCAGCCCAAAAAUGACCCACAGACAGUCACGGCACAAAGUUGGGCAAUACCGCAGUCAGAACGUGAAGGAGAAACACACACAGGAGACACAGACCAAAAGCUUGCCAUGCCACACAAGUGCACACAUCCAACCACGACCCUCAAAAUCAGGCCCAGACCCAAACGGAUAAAACAGACACCACACACAGAGGACCCACCAGAACACGACACCACUACAACCAAGCGGAAAAACAACACGGGAACCAAAUUACUAGUGGACGAGCCUCAUCAUGGUAUCGCCGAAGGCUGA